This is a messenger RNA of Diabrotica balteata, 3827 nucleotides long. NCBI's taxonomy places the organism in Eukaryota, Metazoa, Arthropoda, Insecta, Coleoptera, Chrysomelidae. The record is from the annotation of a GenBank genome assembly.
AUGACCCCCCAAAAUGAAGCAGAAAUGGUCCAAGAACAUGAUGAUGGUAAUGUUACUAAAAAAGUAAAAACAGAAAACAAUGAAUCGGAAGAAAAUGUUGUUGUUAAAAAAACAUAUAAAAAACCAGAUCGAUGUAAUUUGUGUAAACAGUUUUCGGAUUCUGUUCACUUGUAUAGUGGACACCCAAAUAAUUCAAACGAAGAAUUCAUAGCUCUAACAGAUCCCAAGAUUUCUCUAUUUACCGGUAAUGAGGAAGGGUAUAAUGAAGAAGAUAUUCCUACACAUCAGAUUACUUACUUUACUGUUUAUGACAAGAAUGGCCAUUUAUGCUAUUUUGAUUCUGGGUUGGUUGAAAAAAAUGUUCCACUGUAUUUUUCUGGGUAUAUUAAACCUGUAUAUGAUGAAAAUCCAAACACAGAUAAUGCAAUUCCUGCACAUGAUCUUGGACCAAUUGAUGAAUGGUGGAUGGCUGGUUUGGAUGGAGGAGAAAAUAUUAGGGUUGGAUUUACCACUCAGUAUGCUCAGUAUUACUUAAUGGAACCAUCUGCACAAUACCAACCAAUAUUCAAUAAAAUUAAAGAGAAAGUUAAGCUAUCCAAAUAUGUAAUAGAAUUUAUCAGUGAUCAUCAUUGGGAAAAUCCUAAAUAUGAAGAUUUAGUGGAAAAUAUUGAAGGGAGUGGAGAAUAUACCAACAUAGAGGAUACCUUACUGCAAAAUGCCCAGUUUAUUUGUGAUCAGGUAGUAAGCUAUGAUGAGAAUGCUGAAGAUGAUGAGCAACCGCUAAUUACAUUGCCAUGUAUGAGAACUUUAGUAGCAAUGGCAGGUGUAGCUUUUAAACAUGUAAAAAAACUUAAACCUGUCAACAAGAUCGUUAGGGAAAAAAAGAACAACAUGACCAAAGCUGUCACAACUAAACUCGUCCAUGAUGUCUUUGAGUAUUUCUUUCCCGAACAAAUUGACGCCAAAGGUUUAGAAAAAGGACCUAAAAAGAAGCGAUGUGGUAUUUGCGAGUCAUGUCAGUCGCCUGAUUGUGGGGAAUGUAAUCAUUGCAGAGAUAUGGUAAAGUUUGGAGGUUCAGGAAAGUCAAAACAAGCAUGUAAACGGAGAAGGUGUAUGCACAUGGCUAUAAUUGAUGCGGAAGUAUCUGAUAAUGAAGAUGAGAAAGAAGUUCCUUGUGCAGUUAAAUAUAAUAAAACUAAACAGCUGUCCACCAAAAUUAUACACAACGUGAAAUGGAAAGAUGAAAGCAAAGAAAAAUACAAAGACAAAACUUGCUACUCUUCAGCCACAGUAGAUGAUUUUAUUGUUCAAAUUGGCGAUUAUGUAAUGGUUAAAUCAAAAAAUCCAAAGGAACCAUCGUACAUCGCUAGAAUUAUACGAAUGUUUGAUCAACUUCCACAAAAAUAUUUAUUUCAUGGCCUAUUAUUAUGUCGUGGAUCAGAUACCAUAUUAGGAGAAACGUCAGAUCCAAGGGAAUUGUUUAUUAUUGAUGACUGCGAGAAUCUUUUACUAGGAAGUAUUAUCUGUAAAGUAGAGGUAACAUUUCGUCAAAUUCCCCACAACUGGUCAUCAUUAGGCGGCGAACAAAAUUUGGAAGAGCAGUUGGAGGAUGACGGCAAAACGUUUUAUUUUACUAAACGGUUUCAUAAAAACAGAUUUGAAGAUCUUGAUUUUGAUCCAAAUGCCAAUAUUGACGGCUGUGAAGGAUGCAAACGGCAAGGAAUGUUUAAGAAACAGCAGACUCCUACUUUAGUAAACAAAUGUAUUACGUGGAAAAAUGAAGAUUAUAAAACAGGUACAGGAGUCUUCUUAGAUCCAGAGGUUUACACUUUCAACAACUUCUCUAAAGUUGCCAAAGAAAAUAAUGAAAAUCAAUUGGAUGCUGUCCUAUAUCCAGAGUAUUUUAGAAAGAAAUCAGAAAGCGUUAAAGGUUCCAACGAGAAUACCGUCAGUCCGUUUGUCAUUGGUAUAAUAGAAGACAUUAAAGAAUCAAAAAAUAAGGAUAUUAAGAUCGAAGUCAGAAUCUUCUUUAGACCAGAGCAUACUUUUGUUUCCAUGCUUUCGGUAUAUACAAAGGAUUUGAAUUAUUUAUUUUAUAGUGAUGAAGUGAUUACUGUGCCAUUUAACAAAGUAAUGGGCAAAUGCUAUUUGUCUUACGGCUACAAUUUUGAAUCUCCGACAGAAUGGUCUGAACUAGGCCCAUAUCGUUUCUAUUUCACCGAAGCUUACGAUCCAGAAAAUAAGAAGAUAAAAGAGCUUCCCACAAAUGCAAAAAAUAUAGGCAUAAGAGGAAAAGGAAAAGGCGGCGGCAAAAUCAAAGGUAAAGCGAAACAAGAAAACGAUAUUGCGGACUUACCACCCGUGUGGGAUAAAAUCGAUAGACCACUAAGAUGUAUGGAUGUUUUUGCUGGUUGUGGAGGUCUUUCAGAAGGAUUGAAAAUGAGUAAUAUUGCCGAUUCACGGUGGGCGAUCGAAAAAGAAGUACCUGCAGCAAAUGCCUUCAAAUUGAACAAUCCAAAUUGUAAAGUAUUCAACGAUGAUUGCAAUAAUUUAUUAAAGUUGAUAGUGAAUAACGAAGCCAAAGAAAAAGGUUUACCUGAAAAGGAGAAGUCGAGAUGAUAGUGGGUGGACCACCUUGUCAAGGGUUUUCAGGAAUGAAUAGAUUCAAUUCUAGAAAUUACUCUUCGUUUAAGAAUUCUCUUGUUGUUUCCUUGUUAAGUUUAUGUGAAUAUUAUAGACCAGAAUAUUUUAUAUUAGAAAACGUUAGAAAUUUUGUAUCCUUUAAAAAAAGUAUGGUUUUAAAAUUGACACUAAGGUGCCUUCUUACCAUGGGAUAUCAAGUAACUUUUGGAAUACUCCAAGCUGGUCAGUAUGGCAUCCCUCAAACUAGGAGAAGAUUAAUUUUGAUCGCCGCUGCUCCAGGCAACGUUCUGCCAAAAUAUCCCGAGCCGUUACAUGUAUUUAGUAAAAAGGGCACUCACCUUACCUUCAAUGUCGAUGGAUAUAGUUAUUAUAAUGAAUGUGACUGGGUAGAAUCGGCCCCCUACAGGACAAUCACUGUAAGAGAUGCCAUAUGCGAUUUGCCAGAAAUAAAGAACGGUUCUUCCAAAACUGAGUUACCCUACGACAGCGAACCAAAGACACAUUAUCAAAGGAUAAUAAGAAGUAACGAUGAUACUAUUCUAGUUCGGGAUCAUAUUUGUAAGGAAAUGUCAGCACUAGUAGAAGCUAGGAUGUCCCAUAUACCAACUUAUCCAGGAGCAGAUUGGCGGGACUUACCCAACAUCAGUCUAUCGCUACCUGAUGGGUCGAAAACAUUUAUUCUGCAAUAUCCCUAUAAAACUGACAAAAAGAAAGGAGUAUCUAAAGGCGGUGUAUGCCAAUGUGCUCUCGGAAAACCAUGUGAUCCGGCAGACAAACAAUCCAACACUCUGAUUCCAUGGUGUUUACCGCAUACUGCCGAUCGUCAUAAUCAUUGGGCAGGCCUGUAUGGUAGACUGGAAUGGGAUGGAUAUUUUGGUACCACGAUUACAAAUCCCGAACCUAUGGGAAAACAGGGCAGAGUUCUUCAUCCGGAACAACAUCGAGUAGUGAGUGUCAGAGAAUGUGCAAGAUCUCAGGGAUUUCCUGAUAAGUUCAGAUUCUGUGGGAACAUUCUGGACAAAUACAGACAAGUGGGUAACGCGGUACCUCCGCUCUUAGGGCUUGCUAUCGGUAAAGAGUUUAUAAAAGCUUAUAGAAAAACAAUGGAUAACAAAAUUUUAAUUCCUUUGAAUGUUACAAGUUUAGAGGUCGAAAGCAACGGUAUUGCAGCUGAUCUUCGUUAA